Molecule: messenger RNA, 2143 nt
Organism: Musa acuminata subsp. malaccensis (wild Malaysian banana)
Lineage: Eukaryota; Viridiplantae; Streptophyta; Magnoliopsida; Zingiberales; Musaceae
Biological process (GO): glucan catabolic process
Molecular function (GO): beta-glucosidase activity
Source: RefSeq, a predicted model, not a curated record
GGGACGACUUUGUAUAUUCCACUGUGCGGAUUCGGCCUGCUUGUUUUCGGAGAGGGCGAGGGAGCGGCUGCGCCUGCAUCUUUGUAUACUCCUCGUCUUCCCUUGUUGUCUCUCCAAGAUUCUUGGAUGGCGAAUGAGCUGCUCCCUCCGUAUCGGGACGCGACGCAGCCCGUGGAGUCGCGCGUGCGGGACUUGCUCUCGCGCAUGACCCUCAGGGAGAAGGCCGCCCAGAUGGCCCAGAUCGAGCGCUGCGUCGCCUCCCCCUCCGCCCUCUCCGGCCUCCCCGUCGGGAGCGUGCUCAGCGCUGGCGGUAGCGCUCCCAGGGAGCGCGCCUCUCCCCGCGACUGGGCCGACAUGAUCGACCGGAUGCAGCACUGGGCUCUGGCUUCCCGCCUCGGUAUCCCCAUCCUCUACGCCUCCGAUGCCGUCCACGGCCACAACAACCUCUACGGCGCCACCAUAUUUCCCCACAACGUCGCCCUCGGCGCCAUUAGAGACGGCGACCUCGCUCGCAGAAUUGGAGAAGCGACGGCCUUGGAGGUGAGAGCUACCGGCAUCCACUGGACGUUCGCCCCUUGUGUGGCUGUCUGCAGAGAUCCCAGGUGGGGGAGAUGCUAUGAGAGUUACAGCGAGGACACAGAUAUUGUCCGGACUAUGACUUCGAUUGUUGCGGGAUUGCAGGGAUCACCUCCCCUGGGUCACCCUCCAGGUCAUCCUUUUCUUGCUGGGAGGAAGAAUGUGAUUGCCUGUGCCAAGCACUUCAUUGGGGAUGGGGGCACAGAUAAAGGAAAGAAUGAAGGGAAUACAAUUUGUACGUUUGAGGAGUUGGAGGCAACUCAUAUGAAGCCUUAUCUCGACUGUCUUGCACAGGGAGUCUCCACAAUUAUGGCAUCAUACACUAGUUGGAAUGGGAGGCCAUUGCAUUCAAAUCAUUAUCUUAUAACAGAAAUUCUAAAGGGCAAGCUAGGUUUCAAGGGUUUUGUGAUAUCAGAUUGGGAAGGAAUAGAUAGGCUAUGUCAACCACAUGGAUCGAAUUACCGUUAUUGCAUUUCUGCUUCAGUUAAUGCUGGAAUCGACAUGAUUAUGGUGCCCCACAGAUAUGAGAAGUUUUUAGAAGAUUUGGUAUUUCUAGUGGAAUCCGGGAGGAUAUCCAUGUCAAGGAUUGAUGAUGCUGUAGAACGCAUCCUGAGGGUGAAAUUUGUUGUUGGACUAUUUGAGUACCCUUUCUCUGACAGAUCUUUGUUUGAUGUUGUUGGCUGCAAGGAACAUCAAAUUCUAGCACGUGAAGCUGUUAGAAGAUCCCUAGUUUUAUUAAAAAAUGGAAAGGAUAUAAAGAAACCAAUACUUCCUCUAGACAAAAAUGCCAGAAGAAUCCUUGUUGCUGGGACACAUGCUGAUGAUAUUGGAUAUCAGUGUGGCGGAUGGACCAUAACGUGGCAUGGAAGUAGUGGAAGAAUAACAAUCGGCACAACCGUGUUGGAAGCAAUUAGAGAAGCAGCAGGAAAUGAAACAGAAGUUGUAUACGAGAAAUGCCCAUCUGAAGCCACCUUUUCUGAUCGGGAAUACUCGUACGCGAUAGUUGCCAUUGGGGAGGAUGCGUAUGCAGAGUUUUUAGGUGACAGAACCGAGCUUGGCAUACCAUUUGAUGGUGCCACUAUGAUCUCUCUGGUUGUAGGUAAGGUUCCCACGGUGGUGAUUGUGAUAUCAGGUAGGCCAUUGGUUUUUGAGCCAGAAUUGUUGGACAAGAUCGACGCCCUGGUUGCAGCUUGGUUACCUGGAAGUGAGGGAGGGGGCAUUGCUGAUGUCCUAUUUGGAGAUUACGACUUCGAAGGUGUGCUGCCCAUAACUUGGUUCAAGUCAGUCGACCAGUUACCGAUGAAUGCUGGGCACAAUGCCUAUGAUCCCCUGUUUCCACUGGGAUAUGGGCUGAAGAUGAAUCUAGACAACAGAAGCUGAUGGAGUUGUCCUUCAGGUCUGCAUUCUACGAUGUUCCUUCCUGUAUCGUGAUUUAUUUCCAAGUACAUUUGUAUUGAUAACAAAUGUAGCCCCAUGCAAUUACCAGCUCUGAAGCAGGACGAUUUGUUUUCUCAAGCACAGAGCCACAUAUAUAAUAAACCUGCAAACCAGGCAGGUAUUGUAUUUA